Dentiscutata erythropus is the source of this 185-nucleotide messenger RNA. The record is from the annotation of a GenBank genome assembly. Lineage: Eukaryota; Fungi; Glomeromycota; Glomeromycetes; Diversisporales; Gigasporaceae.
AUGAAAAUAUCAAGUGACAAUUUAAUUAAUGAAACAUUAAGUGAUAAUUUAAUUAACGAAACAUUAAGUGAUAAUUUAAUUAAUAAAACAUUAAGCAAUAGUUUAAUAAGCAAUUGCUUUAUUAAUGAAACAUUAAGCAAUUGCUUAAUUAAUGAAACAUUAAGCGAUAGUUUAGUUACUUAUAA